This is a messenger RNA of Haliotis rufescens (red abalone), 598 nucleotides long. RefSeq lists its product as uncharacterized. The record is from RefSeq and is a predicted model, not a curated record. The transcript is spliced from 7 exons. The coding region runs from base 8 to 598 and encodes 196 amino acids. Lineage: Eukaryota; Metazoa; Mollusca; Gastropoda; Lepetellida; Haliotidae.
GACGGACAUGAAGGGAUGUGUGAAGAAGGCAGAGUCAGCCAGGAGGCUGAAUGCUAGGAGGACUGGUGGUGGACCACCCCCAGAUGACCUAACUGCAACUGAAAAGAGGAUUCUACAACUGAUUCCAUCCUGUGCUAUUGAGGGGAUCUCAGGAGGCAUGGAAACACCUGUGUUCAGCAUGAUUCCUUCAGUAGCUGAUGAAGCUGAAGAAGCUACACAGGCAUUAAUGUUUGAUUCUCCACAGGAGGUGUUUUACACUCCACUGACAGCUACAAGCACAGGAGAAAAUGAUUGUGGAACUAUCACAGAAAAGAACCAAGCCAGUCUGGAGGAUAUAAUGAUGACUCCUGCUAUCAGAACCAGAAAACCUAAAGGGAAGCAUCUGAUCAAGAAAACAUCUAAUGAAGAAGACAUUCUGGGAGAGAUAAGGUCCUUACAAGCCCAAGAGGAGAGAAAGAUGUCUUUCCUUGAGGAAAUUCAGUCUGUGCAGCGGGACAUCCGUGACAUCCAAAGACAGAGCCUGGCCCUGGAAAGAGAAAAAUUUGAAUAUAAAAAAUCAUUUGGAAACUCAUUGUCUCCCAUAAUCAACUUUGAUUGA